CCGCGACUCCACGUGGUCGUUCCAUAGAAAAGGAACUGUGAAAAUAAAGCUAUCAGUAAUUGUUCGAUGGUAAUAUUAAUAGUAGACGAAGGAUGACAGAGGAGAAGAAAUCGAAGAAAAGAAAAUUAAUCGAAGCGCAAGAAGCAGUUAUUUUUAUAUUAGGCAGCGAGGAACCUGAUUCAUCCGAACAGGAUUUUAUAAUCAAACCACAAUCAACGCCUCCUCUUGACACCUCUGAAUGGCCGCUCCUUUUAAAAAACUAUCACAAGAUGGUUGUCCGCACUGGACACUACACUCCUCUUGAAACAGGCUGCCCUCCGUUGCGACGUCCUAUAGGGGACUAUGUUAAACAUGGGUUCAUCAAUCUUGAUAAGCCAGCUAACCCAUCAUCACAUGAAGUUGUGGCAUGGAUAAAAAGGAUAUUGCGUGUGGAGAAGACAGGCCACAGUGGCACACUGGAUCCACAGGUCACUGGCUGUCUGAUCGUUUGCAUUGACAGAACUACAAGACUAGUAAAAUCGCAACAAGGAGCAGGUAAAGAGUAUGUGUGUGUGGUGAAGUUUCACAAAGAAGCUAAAGAGAGUGACAUUGUAAAGAUACUCCAGACAAUGGUUGGCUCACUUUUUCAACGUCCUCCACUUAUUUCAGCUGUCAAGAGACAAUUGAGAAUUAGGACCAUCUACGAGAAUAAAUUAUUGGAAUAUGAUGACCAAAGACAUCUAGGUGUUUUUUGGGUUAGUUGUGAGGCAGGUACUUAUAUACGUACACUCUGUGUUCAUUUGGGUCUUAUGGUUGGUGUUGGGGCUCAUAUGGCAGAGCUAAGACGAGUUAGGUCUGGAAUACAGUCUGAGAACGAUGAUCUGGUAACUAUGCAUGAUGUAUUGGAUGCACAGUGGCAAUAUGAUAACAUGAAAGAUGAAUCUUACUUGAGGAAAGUAGUAAAACCGUUAGAAGCUUUGCUCACCUCUCAUAAGAGACUAGUCAUCAAGGAUAGUGCUGUUAAUGCCAUAUGCUAUGGUGCUAAGGUCCAGCUUCCUGGCGUCCUGAGAUUUGAUGAGGGGAUUGAGCCUAAGAUGGAGAUUGUCAUAAUGACUCCAAAAGGAGAAGCUGUUGCAUUAGGCAUUGCUUUAUUAUCAACAGCAGAAAUGGUCACUUGUGAUCAUAAUUCUUGUGCCAAGAUCAAGCGUGUUAUUAUGAGUAGAGAUGUAUAUCCAAGGAAAUGGGGACUUGGACCAAAAGCUUUAGAGAAGAAGAAAAAGAUAGCUGCCGGAGAAAUACCAAAAUAUUCCAAGGAGAAAAAUAAAGUGCCAACUCCCCCAGUUGCUACAACAACUGUUAGUCCUCCUGCUGGUGCACCUGUAGAAGAAGAGCCAAUGGAAACUGAGUGUUCACCAGAUUCUGUAACUAGUGAGGCUGCAGGAAAGAAAGAGAAAAAGAAGAAGAAAAAGAAGAAAGACUCGAAAUCAGACGAAGAAGCUGAAGAACAUCAUCAUAAGAAGAAGAAGAAGAAUAAGAAAGAGUCGCAAUCAGAUGAAGAUUUAAUUGAGGAUAACAUUCAUAAGAAGAAGAAAAAGAAGCACAGUAAAGAGACGGCAGAGGUGGAAACUUGAUGCCAAAAGCAAAAA
Amphimedon queenslandica is the source of this 1625-nucleotide messenger RNA. RefSeq names its product centromere/microtubule-binding protein CBF5-like. The transcript is spliced from 17 exons. Bases 93 to 1610 code for a protein of 505 amino acids. Gene Ontology annotation, biological process: rRNA pseudouridine synthesis; snRNA pseudouridine synthesis; mRNA pseudouridine synthesis. Gene Ontology annotation, cellular component: box H/ACA snoRNP complex. The record is from RefSeq and is a predicted model, not a curated record. Lineage: Eukaryota; Metazoa; Porifera; Demospongiae; Haplosclerida; Niphatidae. Gene Ontology annotation, molecular function: RNA binding; pseudouridine synthase activity.